AUGAUCAUCGCCGACGUGGCCCAAGACGCGCUAACGCUCUCGUACUCACAGCGCGAACCCGCGGCGACGCGCGGUCGUCUCAUCUCGCUCGUGUACGCCGUCCGCAAUUUCACCAACACAAUCAUCUCGCUCAUCUCCGGCUUUUGCCUCAACUCGACGCGGUAUGGCGGCAGUUUUGACUGGGACAUUGGCCUCAACGCCUUCUUCUGGGUCUUGACGGUCCCGGUUGUCCUCAACGUGCCGAUCGUAUACUUUUUCCUUCAGGACGACAAGACGCCGCGUGUGGUCUUUCGCCACUACAUCAAGGAGCUCUGGGACCUCCUCCAACUGCGCGUUGUGUGGCAAGUGCUCCUCUUCAACUUCAUCUUUGGCGCGUUCACAGGCAUUGGGUCCACCGCCGGCGGCUACGUCAAGCUCUACUGGGCCAAAGUCUACAACCUCAACAGCACCGCCAUGCACGCGCUGAGCAACUUUAUCUACAUUGGCAUGCUCGUCGCCAUGGGCAAGUACGGUACUGGCUGGAACUGGCGCUUCGUCAUCGUCGCGACCACGAUCGUCACCAACGUCAUCGACGCCGCUGUCAUGUUCUGUACGAUCUUUGACGUUGUCCGCAACCAGUGGUUCUUCCUCGGCGUCCCGAUCGCCGAGACGAUUCCGAGCGCAAUGAACUCGAUGGUGAGCAUGUUUGUCGUCGCCGAGCUCGCGACGAUCGGCAACGAAGGCGUCAUGUACGGCCUCGUCACCACGAUCAUCAACCUCCCGGGCGUCUUUUGCUCGAUGAUCACCAACGUCAUCAACGUGCCCUUCCACAUUUCGUCCAAGCGCAUCAAGGCCGACUCGGACGAGAUCCGCACUGACGUCGCAUGGACGUACCUGAUUGGGUACAGCUUGACCUUGCUCGGCUGCCUCUUUAUUUUCCUGCUGCCGAAUCAAAAAGCCGCGGUCGCCGAGCUCAAGCGCACCGGCGGCAGCUACCCGCGCGUCGCCGCCUUCCUCUUCUUUGCGUUCAUCACAAUUUUGUCCGUCUCGGUAACGGGCACGUUGGCGUCCAUGUACGACGAGACGAGCUGCACGCUCCUCGCGGGCGGCGACGGCUGUGAGGAAGGCGCGUCGCAGCUCUACUUGCUCGGGUUUACCAUCCCGUCGCUGCUCUCGAUCGUCGGGAUCUUUGCCGUCAAGUGGCACAGCUCCAAGGAGAGCGCUUAA
Molecule: messenger RNA, 1206 nt
Organism: Saprolegnia diclina VS20
Lineage: Eukaryota; Oomycota; Saprolegniomycetes; Saprolegniales; Saprolegniaceae
Exons: 1
Coding region: 1-1206 (401 amino acids)
Source: RefSeq, a predicted model, not a curated record